Messenger RNA from Loa loa (African eye worm), 483 nucleotides. RefSeq lists its product as hypothetical. The coding region runs from base 1 to 483 and encodes 160 amino acids. The record is from RefSeq and is a predicted model, not a curated record. NCBI's taxonomy places the organism in Eukaryota, Metazoa, Nematoda, Chromadorea, Rhabditida, Onchocercidae. The transcript is spliced from 5 exons.
AUGGAACAGUUGCCUUUUAACAAAUUUCUAAUUAGUAAAACUCUAAGCUUCACUUAUUAUUCACCAAAUUCCAUUGAUGAACUUAUCAAAAUGCAACUUUAUUCAACUUUAGAACAUUAUCAUCAUUAUUCUCAUACUACCAUAUUCAUGAUGAGUAACAGGAAAGUAAAUAUAACAGAACUGAUCUUGACAAUACCUCAAAAAGAUUUAUCCAAUAUGUGUCGAUUAAAACAUAUUGCUAACAGAUGUGUGGUAAAGUUUGAACUACGACAGACUUUUAAUAAGUAUGAAGAAGAAAUGAUACGAAUUAGUGAAACAACGAUUGGAAAUUGGAGAAUAGCGCCUAGCGCUAAUUUUGCUCCAAAAUUUCCACCUCAACAGUGUGAUUCAUUAAUUAACCCUUUUUACAAUGAUAAGUUGUGCAAAUUCACACAUUUCCGGAAUACUAAUUUAAUUAGGGAAAAAAAGAUAGACAACACGUAA